CCGAAAUUCGCGAACGACAUUGUUUAUAAAUCAUGAAUUCGACUCAGCGCCUUCUCUUCAUCUCUGGAAUGAUAUAUAUGUUAGUAUGUGUGCACGGAGUUCCAGUUGAGAAAUCCAGUAGUUCCGCGAGUUUGUGUGAAGAAAUCAGCGUUCAGGGUUCAUUUGUGGAUCCUUCCGAUACGGACUGCACUAGCUACAUAUAUUGCUUCGAAAUUUCCGGAGAGUGGCGAAUUAAAUACCUGAAAUGUCCUGAAGGACAAUUUUACAAUGAGAAAUGGAAUUUUUGCACCAGUAAUUAUACUUGUACACAAUAAGAAAUAGA
This is a messenger RNA of Ceratitis capitata (Mediterranean fruit fly), 322 nucleotides long. RefSeq lists its product as uncharacterized. Gene Ontology annotation, molecular function: chitin binding. The transcript is spliced from 3 exons. Gene Ontology annotation, cellular component: extracellular region. The coding region runs from base 33 to 314 and encodes 93 amino acids. The record is from RefSeq and is a predicted model, not a curated record. Lineage: Eukaryota; Metazoa; Arthropoda; Insecta; Diptera; Tephritidae.